Messenger RNA from Cheilinus undulatus (humphead wrasse), 2274 nucleotides. RefSeq names its product tumor necrosis factor receptor superfamily member 11B-like. The record is from RefSeq and is a predicted model, not a curated record. The transcript is spliced from 7 exons. Gene Ontology annotation, molecular function: protein binding. Bases 186 to 1424 code for a protein of 412 amino acids. NCBI's taxonomy places the organism in Eukaryota, Metazoa, Chordata, Actinopteri, Labriformes, Labridae.
GCUCUGUGAUGGAGAAGCCACCUCACCGCAGUUCACUUUUACGCAGAGGAGAUGAGCGCUCGGAUACCAAAAUCCAACCCGGCCAUGAAAUUAAUAUUGGCAUCUUGGAACCCCCUCUCAGUGGCUCACAACACCCCAGGGGGUCCCCACAUCUAGUUUGGCAACUAUUACACUAACAUACCAACAUGUCUCACCCCACUGGUUCCCAACCUGAAGGAUUUAGGGGGCUCUUCACAGCUACUUUUUCCUGGGCCUUCCAGCAACAGGACAUACCCCCAAAGUACCAGUACCGGGAUCCUGUGACCUCGGACGUCCUGCUGUGUGAUCAGUGUCCGCCUGGAACAGCUGUGAAACGUCACUGCACCACUGACACGCCCACAGAGUGCCAGCCCUGUCCUGAGAGGCACUUUGCCGAAAACUGGCACUGGGGGGACACGUGCCAAUACUGCACCUCGGUGUGUAAAGAGAGACAACUGGUGAGGCAACAGUGUAACAGCACCCACGACCAGCUGUGUGAGUGUGCUCCAAGUUUCCACCUAGUGGUAGAGUUCUGCAUCGCACACAGCACCUGUCCACCUGGCCAUGGGGUGACAGCUCUCGGUACACCAGUGAGUGACACUGUAUGUGAGCGUUGUCCUCCUGGUCAUUUUUCCAGUGGGGGCUCCUCCACAGAGCCGUGUCAGCCCCACAGAAACUGCUCUGAUUUCGGCUUAAAGACACUGAGAUGGGGCACACUGACUUCAGACAGCGUCUGUGGCACAGCCGUCCCAGAAUGCUCUCACCAUCACAGCAUGUGCCACACAGAUGUGACACUGUGCGAGGAGGCAGUCUUCCAGUCCCUCUCCUCUCUGCGACUGUCCUCGGUGCCCCUGGAGCGCCUGUUGGAGAGUCUCCCCGGGCGGAGGGUGGAUCACAAGAGUCUAGAGAGGCUAAAGAAGGCCUGUUCUCCCCAGCAGCAGGUCCUCCAGCUGCUACGACUGUGGAGAGAGCAGAACAAAGACCAGGACAAGCUGUACGGCAUCAUACAAGGAGUGAACCACUGUGAGAGAAAAGUCUCCCGCUGCAAUGGCUUAAAAAACCUGACCCUAGAUGACCUCUUAACGAUCACCAGCAGCCUUCCAGGAGUCAAAGUACACCAAGAGGACGUUCGAGCUGUUGUCUCUACCUGCUCACCCAGACAGUACAUCCUACAGCUUCUUCACCUCUGGAAGACAGUAAACUAUGACCUGGAUCUAGCCAAAGGAUUGUCUCAUAGUCUGAGAGUGAUGCGCAACCAGGGGGCGCCACGCUAUCUGCUGAGAGUCCUGAAGAAGAUCAGCCGCAUCAUUGGAACCACAUCGGCUCACAAGAUGUAUGAGAAGAUGUUUGUUAAUAUGCUGCAGGAUGAGUCAUGUUUUAAGCCACAUAAGCCUUUAAAUGAAUAGGGAACUGGAGAUACUAACUGGAGACGCAUAAAAUAACACUAAUGCAUCAUCAGACGUAAAACAUAUGGGGGGGGGGGUCAGAUAGUAUCAGGUCUCUAAGAUAUCAUGGAAGGAUAUCAAGCUAAGUGCCUUCAUGUAUAUUUUUCCAUCUGCAACAAAAGAGCAGGAUUUUUCCUAUCAAAACCCCAUUUCAAAAUAAGAGCAUUUUGUUUAUAUGAGGAUACAAGGGAUGCUGAUGUUCACCCACAAUGUAAACUACCAGUCUGCAGUGAUUCAUCUAACAUGCUUUAAUAGCUCCUCCACGUGUGUAUUCCAGGCAAACCCACCAAAAGAAAAUACAAUCAAAUGUUUCCUGGAAUUUUUUUGAGUAGAUUCUGUGAAAAAAAACUAUUUAAGAUGUAGAUAUCACUAUUUUAUGGAAGAAAGGCUGGCAAAUGUUGUGUUUUUUAUUAUUAUUAUUAUUAUUAUUAUUGCUUUCUCGCUGAUUAAGAGGAAGGAUUUGGUUUCAUAAUGAAAUCUGUGUAUUUUCUACAGUUUCCCUUUGUUUGUUGGUUUGUUCUGGACUGCUGGCAAGUAAAGCUCAUCUGAAUUAUGUUUUUUUCUAAAACUGUCAGCUUGAUGAAUGUACAAAGGAGUGCAAUGUGUUUUCUAUUUAAAAAAAAUAUAAUUUUUCUCUUAUGAGUAUGUAAAGGCUUGUUUUUAUUACUUUAUAAGAAAUACUGGAUUCCAAAUGCUGCAAGUUCAUGAAGUGAUAUUUGUUUUAUAUUUUGUUUUAUCACUUUUAUAUUAUGAAAUGUCUGGUCUUUUAUUGUAUAUAUGCCUGACUGGUCCUCUUUAAGCUUGUGUAACU